This is a messenger RNA of Oppiella nova, 1124 nucleotides long. NCBI's taxonomy places the organism in Eukaryota, Metazoa, Arthropoda, Arachnida, Sarcoptiformes, Oppiidae. The record is from the annotation of a GenBank genome assembly.
GUCAAUGAGUGUCUAUUGGACUCACUAUUUGUGUCAUUCAGUCAUUUGUUAACUAUUUAUAUGUUUUUUAAUUUCGUAAUUAGUUUAUAGUUUUAAUCAAUUUAUAGUUAAUAUCCAUAUAUUUAUUCAUUGAUUACAUACAAAAUAGACUAUUAUUUUCAUUACACAACUCUUGGCACUGAAGGCAAGUGUCUGUGAUAUCAACUCACAAAUCGAUGUCCAAAAUGUCAGACUAUAUAUCCACGCGAUCGGCGCUAUUCAUACUGACCGUCAUAUUCUUGGGAUCCGUUUCGUGUCUAAGUCUUGUUUACUAUAACUUCCCUAAACUCGAGCCGUCUGAAAGAAAUGACAUAAAACUGCCGAAGAAUAUAGAAGACGCCAAACGGUUGGGAACAGUAUUAUCUCUGUAUAAAGACAAGUAUUUUGUGGUCGUCUUAAGCGGUUUUCUCGUCACUUACGUCUUUCUUCAGUCGUUUGCAAUUCCCGGUUCAAUAUUCCUCAGUAUUUUGUCGGGAUUUCUGUUCCCAUUCCCGAUGGCUAUGUUCUGUGUCUGUUUGUGUUCAGCGGUGGGCGCCUCCCUAUGCUAUCUGUUAUCAUAUUUAGUCGGAAGACGUAUUGUCCUCAAGUAUUGGCCCGAAAAGGCGGCUCAAUGGGCGGCACAGGUGGACAAACAAAAGGAUAACCUCAUGUAUUACAUCAUAUUCUUGAGGAUCACACCAUUGCUUCCCAAUUGGUUCAUAAACAUAACGUCCCCUUUAGUCGACAUUCCUCUGACCACGUUCUUCAUCGGAACCUUUUUCGGGGUGGCGCCGCCCUCAUUCAUCGCAGUCCAAGCGGGCACAACCCUCCAGAAGUUGACUUCGAGUGCAAAUAUCCUUUCGUGGCAAUCGAUCGUUGGUCUCAUCGUAUUCGCUGCCAUUUCCGUGAUUCCAGUCCUAAUGAAAGGCAAACUUAAAGACAAAUUUAAGAUACUUUAGGACCGAUAUGUGCGCAAUUUUAGUCAAUUAUUAUUAUUAUUAAAAUAUUGUAUUUUUCCUUUUGGCUGUUUUUAUCAUCGAUUCAUUAUUUCUUUAAAUUUUAUUUGUUUUUUAGUUAUUUUCGAAUCUCUUCCACAGAAACCCCGA